AUGUCGCGCCCCGAAGAGAUCGCGCCGCCAGAAGUGUUUUACGGGGACACCGAAGCCACCAAGUAUACUCAAAAUACUCGUAUUCAGUCAAUUCAGGCGCAAAUGACCGCCCGAGCACUAGAAUUGCUCGCAUUGCCAGAGGACGAAGUGGCGUUUCUGUUAGAUAUAGGAUGUGGAAGUGGGCUCAGCGGGGAGAUGUUGGAUGAGGAAGGACAUAUUUGGGUGGGGUGCGAUAUUGCGCCGAGCAUGCUAGAGGUGGCACUGGAGAGGGAAGUAGAAGGGGAUCUGUUCUUGCACGAUAUUGGACAGGGAUUCGGAUUCCGCCCAGGAACCUUUGACGGUGCUAUCAGUAUUUCCGUGAUUCAAUGGCUCCUCAACGCCGACGCGACCUCCCACUCCCCCACCCAACGCCUCACCCGCUUCUUCACCACCCUCCACGCAUCCCUCCGGAAUCCCUCCCGCGCAGUCUUCCAAUUCUACCCCUCCUCGGACGAUCAAGUCCACAUGAUCACCUCUGCUGCCCAGCGCGCGGGAUUCGGCGGUGGUCUAGUCGUCGACUAUCCCAAUUCUCGCAAGGCGCGCAAGAUGUAUCUGGUGCUCAUGGUGGGAUCGCAGGAGGUACCGAAGGGACUGGACGGGGAGGAGAUGGCUGUGCAGGGGAAGAAUGGGGUGGGGGCCGAGCGGAAGAAGGAGGAGGUGCGGAAUGAGCGGAGGAGGAGAAAGGAGGAAGGGAAGAGUAGGAAAGGAAAGAAGGAGACGACGGGGAAAGAGUGGGUCAUGAAGAAGAAGGAGCUGUAUCGGGUCAGGGGCAAAGAGGGUGUACCGCGAGAUUCGAGGUAUACGGCCCGGAAGAGAAGAGUCCAAUUCUGA
This is a messenger RNA of Dioszegia hungarica, 870 nucleotides long. RefSeq names its product S-adenosyl-L-methionine-dependent methyltransferase. Gene Ontology annotation, molecular function: rRNA (guanine) methyltransferase activity. Gene Ontology annotation, biological process: rRNA (guanine-N7)-methylation. The record is from RefSeq and is a predicted model, not a curated record. The coding region runs from base 1 to 870 and encodes 289 amino acids. Gene Ontology annotation, cellular component: nucleolus. Lineage: Eukaryota; Fungi; Basidiomycota; Tremellomycetes; Tremellales; Bulleribasidiaceae. The transcript has 6 exons.